This is a messenger RNA of Suillus discolor, 429 nucleotides long. RefSeq lists its product as uncharacterized. NCBI's taxonomy places the organism in Eukaryota, Fungi, Basidiomycota, Agaricomycetes, Boletales, Suillaceae. The coding region runs from base 1 to 429 and encodes 142 amino acids. The transcript has 3 exons. The record is from RefSeq and is a predicted model, not a curated record.
AUGUCUUCCUCGGCCGUUCUAUCAAACGUCAAGAUGCUCCAGGAUGUUAUAUUCAUUGAGAUCGAUGGCGUAGAGUCAGCAUGGGACACUUAUUGUUUCGCCCUAGACAUUGAAUCUCCGAGACCAAAGGUACUGGUUUUUCGGAUCAAAGACCCGGCUGCAAGCAGCUCUGCAAUAUCGGAGGAACGUAUGAGUGUCAAGGAGGAAGUCAUUGGUGUCAAGAUUGAAGACCAGGACGUCGGCCUCAGUGAGCCAAGCACUCAGUGUGCCACAUCCCCAUGCCACCUACUUACCAGGCGCGCAGAUAACCCACGAGACCCAAAGGAUACUAGCGAGGUAUGGGGCUAUUGGGUUCGACCAUUCCCAAGCUCACGGAUCCCCGAGGUACAAGCAACCUUGGAGAGGAUCAGGAAUGGUCCACAGUGUUAA